AUGUUUCCAAGCAAGUCACACAAUGAUAAUGGGGAAGGCCUGGUCAAAACGUCGUGUACAACUGAGGUCCAGGCCGCAUUUAUUCUUUCCUCCUUCGUGACCUUCUUCAGCGGACUUCUCAUCUUGUUCAUUUUCAGGUUAACGUGGAGGGCCAUAAAAAAAUGGCAAAACAUCAAGGGAACAGGAUUUCUCCUGAAACUAAUCUUGUCAAAGAUCACCAUUAAUAAACAUUUUAAAAGUCUCCACCUCCAUGGAGUAUUUCGUGACCGUAUAGAAAUGCUGCUUUCAGCACAGACAUUUGUCGGGCAAGUGUUGCUUUCUCCUUUCAAUUGCUUUGUAGGUUUGAGGUUCUUAAGAGCGUUGCGGCUGCUAGAACUCCCUCAAAUCUUGCAAAUUCUGAGAGCCAUCAAGACCAGCCCAGUUGGAAGCUGUUCUUCAUACCAAGACAAAACCAUCCCUAUUGAUUUGCUUUUCAAUGCUUUCUUUAGUUUCUAUUUUGGGUUGAGAUUUUUAGCUGCUAAUGACAAGAUCAAGUUCUGGUUGGAGAUGAAUUCAAUUGUGGACAUCUUUACCAUCCCACCAACCUUUAUUUCUUAUUAUUUGAAGAGUAAUUGGUUAGGUGAGAUGAGGUAUUUGUGUUGUUCUGGAAUGUGUCAGAACCCAACAGCUCUUUGUCUUUCUUCUUCUAGCAAUUCAGUGAAGUUUUCCAAACUGUUGGCAAUCGUUCUCAGUACUUGGUUCACGGCUGCAGGAUUCAUUCACCUGUCAGUUCUGCCAAGGGCUUCAGGUCCUAUUCCUCGUCAACCUGGGGUCUCUGUAUUCAGGACCCUGGCGGCUCCACCUGGCCUGGCUCAGCCUGGAAACCUCAGGACUGCAUUGCGCAUGCCCAGCGACAGGUCCUACCACGCCUGCGCAGACUUUACCUUGGCCAGUCACGUCGGCUGGCCUAAUCUUGCUAGCUUUUUCAGAGUUCCUCCUUCUUUGGAACUGGAAACCAUAUUUAAAUGCUACAUGGCCUACACAACUUUUGUUUCUGGAUCUGCACUGAAGUGGGAGGAUCUUAGACGAGUUGCGGUAAGAACUAGUUCUUUUAUUUUUUUUUCUCCUUGUAGUUACUCUAAGCUCCUUUGUAUGUGGCACAUCACUGAUAAGCAUCUUUGUUGUUUAUGUAGGGUGCUCUCUAUCAAGAACUAUAACCCUAACACCAGAGUCAUCAUACAGAUACUUCAAUCCCAUAACAAGGUUUUUCUGCCAAAGAUUCCUAACUGGAGCUGGACUACUGGAGACAACAUCAUCUGCUUUGCUGAAUUAAAGCUUGGAUUUAUCGCCCAAGGCUGUUUGGUACCAGGCUUGUGUACCUUUCUCACAUCUCUAUUUGUUGAGGAAAACAAAAAGGUUUGUCUUAAACAACCCUGGCAAAAAGAUUUUUUAAGUUGCUUGAAGAACAAACUCCUGACUCAACGUCUCUCUGAUGAUUUUGCUGGAAUGACUUUUCCUGAAGUUUCCCGGCUCUGCUUUGUGAAGAUGCACCUCAUGCUGAUAGCCAUAGAACACAAAUCUGUACUUCCCGGUUACUGUGGCCUGGUACUAAAUCCACCUGCAGAAGUUAAGCUGCAUAAGAACACAUUAGGGUUCUUUAUUGCUGAAUCUGCAAAGGAAGUCAGAAGAGCCUUCUUUUACUGUGCCACCUGUCACAGUGAUGUGUAUACUCCUGAGCUAAUUGGAAAAUGUAACUGCAAAAGCAAGAGCCAUCGACACUUCCCAGGGACAAUAAUAGUAAAGAAAAGCAGCACGAAGGAAUUCUAUAAUACAGCAAUGACGGAUUUUUUAUCAGUGGAACGGCCAAGCAUAAUUAGCAACUUGAGCUUUGUCACCAGGCCUUUUCUCUAUGAAGAUUCUGACUGUCUUGAUAGCAGUGGCAUGUUUCACUGGUGUAGAACAACCCCUUUGGAAAAGGUGAUUCUGAAACGAACUGACAGGUCAAAACACGAGUUUCGGAACCACGUUGUAGCGUGUAUCUUUGGAGAUGCCCAAUCAACACUGAUGGGGCUUCGGAAUUUUGUAAUGCCCUUGAGAGCUAGCAACUACACCCGGCAGGAGCUGAAGGACAUCGUGUUCAUUGGGUCCCUGGAUUACCUGAAGAGAGAAUGGCGAUUUCUCCGGAAUUUCCCCCAGAUAUACAUUCUGCCUGGAUCUGCACUCUAUUCUGGAGACCUCCAUGCAGUCAACAUAGAGGAAUGUUCCAUGUGUGCUGUCUUAUCCUCCCCCUCCAAGUCAUCAGGCAGCCAGACUUUGAUAGACACAGAGACCAUCAUGACCACCCUCAACAUAGGAUCACUACGGAUAAGCUCCAGCUUUAAACCUUGCCCUAGCAUAUCUGAUGAGCCCAUUUACACUGGUGGAUGUAGUGGGAAAUCAAAAUACCGAAGAAUCCCCAUCCUCACUGAACUCAAAAAUCCUUCCAACAUCCACUUUAUUGAGCAGCUUGGUGGGAUGGAAGGGCGUCUCCCAGGAACAAGCCUGCAUCUCAGCACUUCCUUUGCCACAGGCGCUGUAUUUUCUGGCAGUUUCUUGGAUUCCCUCCUGGCCACAGCAUUCUAUAAUUACCAUGUCCUGGAAUUAGUUCAGAUGUUGGUGACAGGAGGGACAAGCUUCCAGAUGGAACAACAUGGGGUGAAUGACUGCUACGCUGCAGUUAUGUCUGAAAGAAAGCGGUGUAAGCUGGGGCUGUUGUCCUUAAAACAAACCAUUUUGUCGGACAUUCAACCAAGACAGACCUUUGGGCAAAUUUUCUGUGGCUCAUUAGAUAAUUUUGGAAUCCUGUGCCUUGGCCUAUACCGCAUGAUAGAUGAAGAGGAGCACAACCCCGAGCACAAAAGGUUUGUGAUCACCCGGCCAACCAAUGAGUUUAAGCUGCUGCCCUCAGAUCUUGUGUUUUGUGCCAUCCCUUUCAACAGUUCUUGUAACAAAAAGGAUGUUACUUUAUAUGAAGGUCCAUAUGAAAUUAUAAACGUAACGCCACUGACAUCAGAGGCACCUACAGACAUAAACCAUCCUCCCACAGUUGAACAGAAGACAACACAACCAUUGAAUACAUCAAUCUAUUCUUUGGAGCCAAAAACUGUCCUUGUUAGUGAUUCUAAACAAGCCAUUUUGACUCAGAAUGGUAAACCAUUACCUCAGACACAUCUAGGUGAAACCAGGAAGGAAAAUGGAAAGGCAAACAUGAAGAAUACCAUAGGGGACAACACCUCUGCAUAUCCAAAGUCACACUAG
Molecule: messenger RNA, 3276 nt
Organism: Hipposideros armiger (great roundleaf bat)
Lineage: Eukaryota; Metazoa; Chordata; Mammalia; Chiroptera; Hipposideridae
Gene: KCNU1
Product: potassium calcium-activated channel subfamily U member 1
Exons: 25
Coding region: 1-3276 (1091 amino acids)
Biological process (GO): potassium ion transmembrane transport
Cellular component (GO): membrane
Molecular function (GO): potassium channel activity
Source: RefSeq, a predicted model, not a curated record